This is a messenger RNA of Peronospora farinosa, 2475 nucleotides long. The record is from the annotation of a GenBank genome assembly. NCBI's taxonomy places the organism in Eukaryota, Oomycota, Peronosporomycetes, Peronosporales, Peronosporaceae.
AUGGACAAGGCGUUACUGACCCGUGCUACAAGCAAAGAUGAUACGCCAACGCCUGGCUAUUUGUAUGGGGAGAUUGCCCGUAUGACGCAGCAUAGCUACGAAACAUGCAUGAAAGUACAAGAUUUUUUGAUUGCCCGUGUUAAAAAGAACAAACACCAUACAGUCAAAUACAAGGCAUUGCAGGUCAUUAAACACGUGUGUCGUGAAGGUCGCGUUGACUUUAAACGCGAGAUGCAAAAGCAUAUUCCUACAAUUAAGGAAUGUUUGCAAUUCCGUGGUGUACCUGAUCCAUUGAAGGGUGACGAGUAUUAUCGACGUGUGCGUGAAUCAGCUAAGGAUUGUCUUGAUGCUAUUUACGAUACGGAUAAUACACCUGGACUCAGUGGUAUGGGCAUGUCGGCUCGUAUCCAGGGAGUGGGGGCUAAUCCUAAUGAUAAUAGCGGCAGUGGCUCUGGCUGGAGUUCCAAGAUCUGGGGCGGCAAGAGCUCCAAUGACAGCUCGUUACCGCCUCCGCCAAUGGCAGGAGCGCCCAUAAGCGGAUAUAAUGGAGCCGCACCACCACCGGGAGCUCCGUACGGAUACCCGACCGACCCGAAUCAGGGCAGCUAUGGAGGUCCACAGCCCUACGGCCAGCAGCAGCAGCAGCAGCAGCCGUAUCAGCCUGAUUAUUCACAGCAAGGAUCAUACGGAGGCCAUGCCAACCCGCCCUUUGGAGGUGCACCGCCACUGAACCCAUAUGGAGGUGCUGCACCACCGUUUCAUGACCAGAAGCUCUCCGGUAUUGGUAAUCCAAUGUACCAGGAUCCACGAGCUGAUGAAAAGGGUUUUUUCAAGGGGUUGAAGGAGAAGGUAGCAUCAAAGUACUCCAAGUCGGACAAACCGACGUUUGGUGGAGGCCCACCUGGCUCUACAAAUCCUCCUGAUGGCUGGAGCUUUGCCACGAAUCGAGGACCAACUAGCGGGAACUACGGUGGAGCGCUUGCACCAUACAACCCAGAGGAGUCGUACCGUCCCACUGGCUUUGCUGGAGGAGGUUACCGUCCUGGCUCGCAUCAAAACGAUUCACGCGAAUCUGCUAGCUCGCAGCUUCGUGAAAAAUCUUACGAUGGUGACCGAAAAAAGGGUCGUGUUGGAGGCGCAUGGACGGAUGCUGACGCCCCGUCGUCUUCUGCCAGCGGGUCUACUGGACUGACGCAACACAGUGGCCACGACAGUCGAACGCAGAGCUUUGGCGGCAACACGCGCGGUACCAACCCGUACGCACGGAACUCAGAUUACGAUUAUGAAGACAACAAACGCCGCGAGCCUUCUCAGGGACAAAGGCCUUUUCCGCAGGCUCCAGUUCUCACAGGCCAGACUUCUGGUGCGCAAUCGGAUGGCUCUUAUGAGCGAAAUCUGGUCACAGCGCUGUGCGCCCCUGGAGGCAUGCGUGCUAUUCCUCCUAAGGACAAGAUGGAUGCGUUUAUAAAAAACGCAAUGACACUGGACGCCGAAAUUCUUGGCCCGAUUUUGGAGGACUGCUUGUCAGACGAUCAAUGGACGGUUGUGUCGAAGGCGCUCACAACGAUUGACGCUUUGCUGAGGACCGAUGGUUGCGAGGAGUUUGAAGAAUACUUUGCCGAAAACUCGAGUGAGAUCGAGUCCUGUGCGAAUUCGGAUAAGGUUGCCAUACGAGACCGUGCAGUCAAGGUCCUGCACAAUCUUGGUCUUUCUGCUGGACCAGGGGCUGGGACGUCAAGCCAGGAUUCAUCCAAGCCAAAGAACAAGCCAUCUUCUAGUCACAGGAAGCAGCCAGCUGCUGCAGAGGCUGAUCUGUUAGGAGGUUUCGAUGACGCUCCUACUGCGAGUGACAACGGAUCGCUCUUUUCUGGACUGCAAACGAACGCUCCUCCUCAGCAGUCAGCGCAGGAGUCGGCGCAGCCCGUUGCAACGGCGAAUGAUGUAACGGAUAUGUUUGGCGGGUUGCAGCUUCAGAGUAGUACUUCAAGUACGACAUCUGCACCGGAAUCAUCUCAACCAACUGCUUCUGCUCAGGUCUCUGCCCCUGUUCCUGCAGUCCCCGCUCCUACUCCGCCGGCAAAGCAAAAUAUGGUGCUAGACCCGCUCCUUGAGCCUAUGCCUGCGGCGCCUGCGAUGAAUCCGGGUUUCGGCGGCCCGAUGAACAUGAACAUGAACAUGAUGAACUUCAACAUGCCGCAGCAAAUGACGCAGAUGCAGCAGAUGCAACAAAUGCAGUACAUGCAACAGAUGCAGCAGAUGCAACAGAUGCAGUACAUGCAACAGAUGCAACAAAUGCAAGGUAUGGGUGGUAACCCUGGCUCACAAGUGAUUGGGGCAGCGAUGACCCCAUCGGGCUACAUUGCCAAGACAAUCCAGGAACCGACUGAUGGUCUCGCGUCCGACUCGAGAUUUGGCUUUAUGAAGAAGAAGGAUGAUUCGUUCAACUUUGUCGAGGAUGCCAUGAAGAACAGCUAA